Molecule: messenger RNA, 816 nt
Organism: Candidula unifasciata
Lineage: Eukaryota; Metazoa; Mollusca; Gastropoda; Stylommatophora; Geomitridae
Source: the annotation of a GenBank genome assembly
GAUGCAGCGUUUGCCAAAUCGCAUUUUGAUAAAAUCGUUGGAGGGACCGAAGUCAAAUAUGGUGAAAUCCCCUGGCAGGCCUUUGUGAGGUUUACCAACGGAACUCAUAUUACUGGCAUGUGUGGAGCUGUAAUAAUAGAUCAUUUGUGGCUGCUCAGUGCCGCCCAUUGUUUCGUUGAGGUGCAGUAUCAGUUCAUUUUAACCGUUGGAGAAUACAGUUUACAAAGUGUAGAUACGCAUGAAGUGAUGUUUGCUGUGGCUAAAAUAUACCCUCAUGAGCGUUAUGAUGUUAAUAGUAACGACAAUGACAUUGCGUUAAUCCGAAUCAAACCUGGGAGUGCUGGCAGAGGCAUCAUCUACAACAGAUUUGUUCAACCUAUCGGUCUGCUUAGUUCAACCACGUCUCUACAAGUGGGAGCUAUACUGGAAGUUUCUGGAUGGGGCGGGAUGCUGAAAUGCUUGAACUGCACAGCUGAACUCCCAGCUGUGCUGAUGAAAACUAGAGUCCCCACCAUUGGUCAAGCACAAUGUAAACAAUUGUACAUCAACUACACGAUCACUGACCGCAUGUUUUGUGCUGGCUGGAUGGACGGAAGGUCCGACUCUUGUGUUGGGGACAGUGGUGGCCCAAUUGUCUAUAGAUCUGUAGAUUCGAGUGUGUUGGUUGGUAUUGUUUCUUGGGGACGAGGAUGUGGCCAAGAGAACAUCCCCGGUGUGUACACUCGAGUCUCUUCUUUUCUAACCUGGAUUCAGAAAACGACGAAGUCUUACAAUCUACGUUAUCAACAAGAUGGCACUCAACCAAGGCUUGAGUAA